Nerophis lumbriciformis (worm pipefish) is the source of this 2682-nucleotide messenger RNA. Lineage: Eukaryota; Metazoa; Chordata; Actinopteri; Syngnathiformes; Syngnathidae. The record is from RefSeq and is a predicted model, not a curated record.
AUGGAGUGGCAACCUGAUGAACAAAGUCUCCAACAAGUGCUCCAGCUUCUCAAGGACUCCCAGUCUCCAGACACGGCAACACAAAGAGCAGUGCAAGAAAAACUGGAGCAACUUAACCAGUUUCCGGAUUUCAACAACUAUCUCAUCUUUGUCCUCACAAGCCUAAAGUCAGAGGAUGAGCCUACUCGCUCGCUCAGUGGCCUGAUACUGAAGAACAAUGUUAAGGCUCACUAUCAGAACUUCCCUCCCAAUGUAGCUGACUUUAUCAAACGUGAAUGUCUCAACAACAUUGGAGAUCCUUCACCGCUUAUUAGAGCUACAAUUGGUAUCUUGAUCACAACCAUAGCUUCGAAAGGGGAGCUACAAGCAUGGCCGGAACUGUUGCCGCAGCUUUGCAAUCUUCUGAAUUCGGAGGAUUACAACACCUGUGAGGGCUCAUUUGGAGCUUUGCAGAAGAUAUGCGAAGACUCUUCUGAGCUGUUGGACAGCGACGCACUGAAUAGACCACUUAACAUUAUGAUUCCUAAAUUCCUGCAGUUUUUCAAACACUGCAGCCCCAAGAUCAGGUCCCACGCUAUAGCAUGUGUGAACCAGUUCAUUAUUAGUCGUGCUCAGGCUCUGAUGGAUAAUAUAGACACCUUCAUUGAGAGUCUGUUCGCGCUGGCAGGUGAUGAAGACAGUGAAGUGCGGAAGAACGUGUGCAGGGCUCUGGUGAUGCUGUUGGAAGUCCGCAUUGACCGUCUCAUCCCUCACAUGCACAGUAUCAUCCAGUACAUGCUGCAGCGGACCCAAGACCCAGAUGAGAACGUGGCUCUGGAGGCCUGUGAAUUCUGGUUGACUCUAGCUGAGCAGCCAAUCUGUAAAGAGGCCCUGUCAGGCCACUUGGUCCAACUCAUCCCGAUCUUGGUGAAUGGGAUGAAAUACUCUGAAAUAGAUAUUAUUCUUCUAAAGGGUGAUGUAGAGGAAGAUGAGGCAAUUCCAGACAGUGAACAAGACAUCAAACCUCGCUUUCACAAGUCCCGCACUGUCACACUACAGCAUGAAGGAGGGGAGGGAGAGGAAGGAGAAGACAUUGAUGAUGAUGAGGACGAUGAUGAUGAUACGUUGUCUGACUGGAACCUACGGAAAUGUUCUGCUGCAGCACUGGAUGUUCUGGCCAAUGUGUUCCGAGAAGAGCUGCUUCCUCAUCUCCUGCCCCUACUGAAAGGUCUGCUCUUCCACCCCGACUGGGUCAUCAAAGAGUCAGGCAUCCUUGUCCUCGGGGCCAUUGCUGAGGGAUGCAUGCAGGGGAUGGUACCUUACUUGCCGGAACUCAUCCCACAUCUCAUACAAUGUCUGUGUGACAAGAAAGCCCUGGUUCGUUCCAUCGCAUGCUGGACACUCAGUCGUUACGCACACUGGGUAGUCAGCCAGCCUCCUGACGCUCACCUCAAACCUCUUAUGACUGAGCUUCUCAAACGCAUCCUGGAUGGCAAUAAAAGAGUGCAAGAAGCGGCCUGCAGCGCAUUUGCCACCCUUGAGGAGGAGGCAUGCACAGAACUAGUGCCUUACCUCAGCUUCAUCUUGGACACGCUGGUAUUUGCUUUUGGGAAGUACCAACACAAGAACCUACUCAUUCUUUAUGAUGCCAUAGGAACCCUAGCGGACUCUGUUGGACACCAUUUGAACCAACCUGAGUACAUACAAAAGUUGAUGCCUCCCCUGAUCUCUAAGUGGAAUGAAUUGAAGGAUGAAGAUAAAGAUCUCUUCCCCCUGCUUGAGUGUCUGUCAUCUGUUGCUACGGCUCUGCAAAGCGGCUUCCUCCCCUACUGCGAGCCUGUCUACCAGCGUUGUGUCACAUUGGUACAGAAGACCCUGGCACAGGCCAUGAUGUAUAGUCAGCAGCCCGAUCAGUAUGAGGCACCUGACAAGGACUUCAUGAUUGUGGCUUUGGAUCUUCUAAGUGGCCUCGCUGAAGGAUUGGGUGGACACGUGGACAAACUUGUGGCUCACAGCAACAUUAUGACUCUGCUCUUCCAGUGCAUGCAGGUGCGACUUGCAGAUACAAUGCCUGAAGUAAGACAGAGUUCAUUUGCUCUACUGGGCGACUUGACCAAGGCUUGUUUUCCUCAUGUCAAACCUUGCAUUGCUGAAUUCAUGCCAAUUCUCGGAACCAACCUGAACCCAGAGUUCAUCUCGGUCUGCAACAAUGCCACCUGGGCAAUUGGAGAGAUAUGCAUGCAGAUGGGUGUGGAGAUGCAGCCGUACAUUCCAAUGGUUUUGAGCCAGUUGGUUGAAAUCAUCAAUCGACCAAACACUCCCAAGACCCUGCUCGAAAACACUGCAAUCACUAUCGGAAGACUUGGCUACGUGUGUCCCCAGGAAGUUGCACCCAUGCUGCCGCAGUUUAUCCGACCAUGGUGUACAUCACUCCGCAACAUCCGAGAUAAUGAAGAGAAAGACUCUGCUUUCCGGGGAAUUUGCAUGAUGAUUGGUGUAAAUCCAGGAGGUGUGGUACAGGACUUCAUCUUCUUCUGUGAUGCAGUUGCCUCUUGGGUGAACCCCAAAGAUGAUCUGAGAGAUAUGUUCUAUAAGAUCCUGCACGGAUUUAAGGAACAGGUUGGGGAAGAGAACUGGCAGCAGUUCUCAGAGCAGUUCCCCCCUCUGCUGAAGGAGCGACUGGCGGCCUGCUACGGUGUAUAA